GAGCAUUUCUGGCAACCCUGCUGCCCUCUACCUCUACCCUGUUGAACUGCUCUUCCGUGACAUCACAGAUGGAGCCACGUUAUCACUAUAGCAACGAUGGUUGCCCCCAUUGUGUCUAUAUACAGUUAAUUUCGAGCUCUGUUUAGGGCAUAUACAAUAUCCGAAGGCAGUGUAUCUGUUAUUGCUGAACGUGUAACAAAAUAAACCUUCGGAUGAAAGGGUCUCUACUGUAUUAUAAAUGACGCCUGUGUGAUUCCGAAGGUAGUACUAUAAUCGUAGUACAUAUGUAUAUGCAACCUCCAACGCCUCCAAAGCUCUAAGAGUGAUAAGAGGGAGAGAGAGAGAGAGAGAGAGAGAGAGAGAGAGAGAUAUAAUCAAUUACGAUAGCAUAACGACCAGUGACCACAGGUCUGGGCCUGGAAGUGCGCACUGAGAAAAACAAGAGGGGACAAAUUUCAGCCAAUCCGUAUCCAGUAGAAAGAGGUCUACGCUACAAACACAGUUUCUCUCACUGUCUAAAAGUUGUCUACAUGUUCAGCAGUAGUAGAUGCUGCCUUCGGGUAUACAGUAAUGGGACCUACUCCUGCACAUCUCUAGGCUGCAGCUUGAUCCGUUAACGAGGCUUGAAAUAGAAAUUUUCUUUGCUCUGAUUGGCUGACGAUUCAUCGCUGAGACAGGAUCCACUGGGAAUUGGAUGCGUAACAACUAAACUUAGGGAGUAAGAGAAGCGUGCAGGAGUAGGUCCCAUUACUGUAUAUGCUCUAAGGUUUAUAUGUUCUAAGAUCGAUGGGUCUCUAAGGUGGUACAUACAUGAUGCUAGUUUUGGUCAGUUUUGAUGUUUGCCAGCAGAGGCGUGCAGGUCACUGUAACACUGCAGGUUUGCAUACUGCUGCUGCAGACCGCCACCGCCACAGAUCCUCGAAUGUCACGAAGGUAGCGGUUUUAUUGUUUUCUGUCUUAUAUGUGUACACAUAUGUACAUUUAGUAUGUAUAUGCAUGUACCGAGAUACAUAUUCGCAAACAAUUCAAAGAUACUACUUCAUAGGAUACUGAUCUAUCGAUGUACAUAUUUCCUAAUAACAGAAGACGAAAACAAAAAUUAAAAACAUAUUGUAUCGAUAAAAACAUAUCGAAGUUUCAGACUUUCUUACAAACUUCGAAUUCUGUAGUUCGACGCUCGGUAGGUAGCAAUAGUCAACACAAGAUGUUUCUCGAUCACAUGUGCAUUGGUGAUCUGAAGAAUGUAAAACGAUAUAUUUAAUGAAGAACUCUACGCACGUUACAACUUGAGAAUAUUGUCAAAUACAUUUAUUUGAACGAUCGAUUACGAAUAAAUUUGGUUGUUCUCUAACGUGCAAGUGUACAUUGCUUCUGGACUUUAAUGAGAAUUUCGAAUGGCAAAAACACCGCGAAUCGUCAGUGUUUCCUCGUGUGAUUUAUCAUAGCCUUCAUUCAUAUGUACGCACUGUGUUCUAUUCCAUAUAAAUUGUUGAUACAUCGAUCGGAAUAAUUAACAAAAAUGGUACCGCUCGGACCAUCGCCAGGACAUCAAACAUCCGUCAAUAAUACGGCAGCUGCUCCUUCCAGCGGAACUAAGAGCAGCUCAGCAGUGAAACCAAAUUAUACCUUAAAGUACACUUUGGCAGGUCAUACUAAAGCAGUUUCAUCUGUGAAAUUUAGUCCCAACGGAGAAUGGCUUGCGAGUUCUUCUGCGGAUAAAUUGAUCAAAAUAUGGGGAUCGUACGAUGGUAAAUUUGAAAAAACUAUAUCGGGUCACAAACUAGGUAUCUCCGAUGUAGCCUGGUCCAGCGAUAGUAGGUUAUUAGUAUCCGCAUCCGAUGAUAAAACACUGAAGAUUUGGGAAUUAAGUUCUGGCAAAUGUUUAAAGACGCUAAAGGGUCAUAGUAACUAUGUCUUUUGUUGCAAUUUUAAUCCACAAUCGAAUCUUAUAGUAUCCGGUUCUUUUGACGAAAGCGUUCGAAUUUGGGAUGUAAGGACUGGAAAAUGUUUGAAAACGUUACCCGCCCAUUCAGAUCCUGUUAGCGCGGUACACUUUAACAGGGAUGGAUCGUUAAUUGUUUCUAGUAGCUACGACGGAUUAUGUCGAAUUUGGGAUACAGCAUCGGGCCAGUGUCUAAAAACUUUAAUAGACGAUGACAAUCCACCUGUGUCGUUUGUAAAGUUUUCGCCAAAUGGAAAAUAUAUUUUAGCAGCUACGCUAGAUAAUACAUUGAAACUUUGGGACUAUAGCAAAGGAAAAUGUUUGAAAACGUAUACAGGUCAUAAGAACGAGAAAUAUUGUAUAUUUGCAAACUUUUCCGUGACAGGAGGGAAGUGGAUCGUUUCGGGUUCGGAAGACAAUAUGGUAUACAUCUGGAAUUUACAGACCAAAGAGAUAGUUCAAAAAUUGCAAGGUCACACAGAUGUUGUGCUGUGUACAACCUGUCAUCCCACGGAUAACAUUAUAGCUUCGGCUGCUCUUGAAAAUGAUAAAACUAUUAAAUUAUGGAAGAGCGAUACAUAAACUGGGGAAAGACAGUUCGUUUGCCAUGUUCAAAAGAUUUGUGUCAAAUGCGUUCAUGCACGUUAAAAAGAUAUUUUCCUUUUUAAUCUUGGACGUUUUCAGAAUUUUCGUUUGCAGCAUUGUUCGUGGUUUCGUUGGUCGUCCCCCGUCUUCCGUGUGAAAUUAUGAAAAGUGGUGUAACACUUUUUAUUAUCGCAAAACACAACGCAACGCAUAAAGUGUACAUUCCAACUCAUACACGUGUCUAUAUAGAUUCGAACUAGAAUACAUUAAGUCGAAUAGAUUUAAGUUAUUAGACAAUACCUUGAUUUGAAUUAACGGUUACGAAAAAUGAAUGGGACGCGAGCAUAAAGCAUCGUUGGUAGAACUCUCCGUGUAAGCGCGAACGAUUGUUACUCAUGGUUUCGAUAUUUAUUAUAUAAAUAAUCAUUGCCCCAUAUUUCUAGCAUCGCGUCACUUGUGAAACUUCAAUAUUUCAUCGUGUCCUUGUAAUCGGAAGCGUAGGUACACACCAAGAUCCUGUGAGCCUGGAGCCUGUGACCUGUAACACACUCCCUCCCCCACUUUUUACCACCCUCGCCUCACACUCGCUCACUCUCGCUCACUCUCAUAGACACUCGUGCGCGAGGCAUCCACAAACUACGUAGAGAAAUAUCUGAAUUCUUACAAGUAUCGUGUAUAAUAUAUUUCGACUACUAUACGAGAGAAGAAAAAGAGUUUAAAAAAUUAAUGAAAAAAGAUGCUUGUAUUGAAAACGUUUAUGUGAAUAAAUCGAGAAUAAAACAUAUAUUUUCGUACCUGAAAA
Messenger RNA from Megalopta genalis, 3329 nucleotides. RefSeq names its product WD repeat-containing protein wds (gene wds). Gene Ontology annotation, molecular function: histone binding. Lineage: Eukaryota; Metazoa; Arthropoda; Insecta; Hymenoptera; Halictidae. Gene Ontology annotation, cellular component: Set1C/COMPASS complex. The record is from RefSeq and is a predicted model, not a curated record.